Cuscuta campestris is the source of this 858-nucleotide messenger RNA. The record is from the annotation of a GenBank genome assembly. Lineage: Eukaryota; Viridiplantae; Streptophyta; Magnoliopsida; Solanales; Convolvulaceae.
AAAUCUCUUCCCACCCAUUAAUUAAACCUCGCUGUUGUUAACAAACCUGAGAAUCCUCUAUCUCCCAGUACUCCCAUGGCUGCCCCCUCAAGCAGUGGGAAUAAUCCUGCCGCCUUCACACCUUCUGCAGACCAUGAAGGCAUUCUCCUUCCUUUCCAAAACCUUUGCUUGGCCAGCAAAAGCUUUAGCGAUAAUAAUUAUCUCCUCCCUUCUCACCAGAGCCAUAAUAAUCUCAACCUGGCGGCGCCGCCAUUGAUGAGUUCUCCCCCCGAAGAGAACCAAGAACAAUGGAGGAGAAUCACCCAGCAGCAGCCUCUGCCCACACUACCCAGAACUCCUGGGAAUCUCUGGGCACCUGCUGGCACUUUAUUCACUCCCAGAACAGAAAACAACAGCCAUGGUGAAUGCAGCAGUUCUUGGAAUCGCCAACUUGGGGAUGAUCGAAAUAUAGGUUAUUAUGAUGGGUUAUUAGUUGCAAUGGCGAAAACGCAGAGGGGGUCAAUGGAACUGAACAAGUGGCUUAGGAGUGGGAACCGGAGGGAGAGGCAAGAGAUUGUGGAUGGGGUUAUCAUCGGUGGGUGCAUAUUUGAGGUGAUGGUGCAUAGAUAUGGGCACCGUUUCUUCAUUAGUCUUCUCGACUUUUGUGAUUCUGUUCAGCUUCACGCCAUCUUUGUCACCUUGACGGCGGACCGCGAGUUGUUUCUCUCCCUAUCUCUUCUCAAGCAUGGCUUCAUGGUUUUGGCAGGUCAAGUGCCGUGCAGGGAUUCAUCAAGAAACUUAAAAGGACAGGGUUGGGCCAAUGUAUUACAUUAAUACUGUCUAGUAGAUUUGUGGAGCUAAUGAAAAGUGAACAUGGUA